CUCAACAAAACCUGACAACCCAGCUACCAACCAGACAACAAGAGAUUGAAAUAAACAGACAACAGCGUUACUUCCGCAUUCCCUUCAUCCGUCCGGCAGACCAAUACAAAGAUCCCCAGAACAAGAAGAAGGGUUGGUGGUAUGCACAUUUUGAUGGGCCAUGGAUUGCUCGACAAAUGGAACUUCAUCCUGACAAGGCGCCCAUUCUCCUUGUAGCGGGUAAGGAUGAUAUGGAUAUGUGUGAGCUUAAUCUUGAUGAGACUGGCUUAACUCGAAAGCGAGGUGCUGAAAUUUUGCCAAGACAGUUUGAAGAAAUUUGGGAGCGCUGUGGAGGCAUCCAGUAUCUUCAAAAUGCAAUUGAAAGCAGACAGGCUCGUCCUACGUAUGCUACAGCUAUGCUGCAGAACCUGUUGAAGUAAACGGUCGUUCUGCACAGUAUGUUCGAGAUGAGAACCCUUGCCCGUGAUACAAAGGGAAGAGUUCCUCUGUGCAACAGAGGGCGUAAACAUUCUAUAAUCAUAUUAGAGAUGUUUAAUAUAAAGUGAACAGAUUUUAUUAAUCAUGUGGCUUGUUAAUUUGUACUUUAUGAUGUUUAAUUUGUGUAGUGAACUUUACUAGGUAUGAGGACCUUGAAGAAAUUUCAGUCAGUGUAGUUGGUUGCAUUUUGUUUUUAUGUCUCAUUUUCUUUAACAGUUUCAGAUGUAUCUCGUAACACUUUUAAGCAAUCUGUCUAUACUUGGGUACAUAUUACAAAGAACUGCAUUGCAACCACCUUGUGAUAAAGUCCCCACUUUAAGACACUGAAUAGUUUGCUUCAAGUGGUGGCGUAGUAAAGAGGAUAUGCUGUUUCUAAUAACUGGAAUUGUGAGGCCUUAGCUUUGACUUCUGUUCUGGAGAAGUUGGAGUAUACUUUUAUAUAAUCUGAGACAUUUUAUGUCCUGAUUCGCAAACUGGGUAGUGUC
Antrostomus carolinensis (chuck-will's-widow) is the source of this 962-nucleotide messenger RNA. Its product is annotated as unconventional myosin-VI. Lineage: Eukaryota; Metazoa; Chordata; Aves; Caprimulgiformes; Caprimulgidae. The annotation marks the transcript as partial. The record is from RefSeq and is a predicted model, not a curated record. The transcript is spliced from 2 exons.